This is a messenger RNA of Cylindrotheca closterium, 741 nucleotides long. The record is from the annotation of a GenBank genome assembly. Lineage: Eukaryota; Bacillariophyta; Bacillariophyceae; Bacillariales; Bacillariaceae.
AUGAUACGAAAUAGACUAUUACGACAUCUUACUAGGUCAUGCUGGGAACGCCAACCAAGAGGAGUGAUUGCACGAUCUUUGGACACGAAAAACCUCAGUCGUUCGUUCCACUCUACCACUCCUCCUUCCACUUCCUUUGAGCUCGGCCGCAAUCCUGGAUUGGAAUCAGUCAUUUCGCAAGGCCUUUCAUCCUUGGAGGGCACCGCAAAGGAGAUUCAAAGCAAGACGAGACACUCGGGAAUCGUUCCAUCCAAAUCCUCCGAUCCUUCCAUCCCGGAUGCCACCACACACCGACAAAUGGCCGAAGCCCAACGAUUGUUGGACGUGGCUACCGAAUGUUUGGACGAUCUUUGUCACAAGUACCAAGAUCAGCCUCCAUCGGCCAUGCAAAAGGCCUUGCCCGGACUUCAAUUGAAGGGACAACCCAUUGAACUGUUUGAGGUCCAAGUCAACAAGGAUGGCAAACAAGCCAAAGUCUUUUGGACCUUGCCUUAUUCCGUUUUAUUAGAUCCCAACGUCAAUCAAAAUAUAUAUCAGCGACUAGUCCAGACACUCCAAGAACAGCUCUUGGGGAUUGACGGACAACAACCACAGCAGCAGCAACAGCAACAGCGUGGAGGCGCCAAGAUUUUGUCCCAACAUGUGGGGAGCAAGUUACGGUUUUACUUUCCACCCCGCAUCAAGCUGGUACCAGCCACGCAAGAAAUGGUGGAACGGGCCAUUCGAGAAAUUUAUGACUAA